UACGCGUUGGUGAUAUUCAAAGAUGCGGAAUCGGUGUUAUUUACAGUGGAGUGUAUGGACGGGGUGAAGAUGUUCGGGAAAACACUGCAGAUAAAACCAAAAAAUGGUAGUGAGCAGGAACGUCGAUGGAAACGUAUGCUUGCCGAUAACCAGGAGCGGCUGAUUCGCCAAAACUCGUUUGGCGGAAUGGCCCUCUCACCUUCGACGAACUAUCAGACACCGCCUCCGUCCGGGUCGUCAUACGGCGGCCGCUCUAUUUCGUCGUCUUCGUCGUCUGUUGCCUCUCCGACUGCGUUAUCUCUAGCGUCGUCUCUGGCAUCUCUGUCGGGCGAUCCACACAUGCUGAUGCAACUUCAAGGCCAAGGGCAGUUCCUGCCUCCGGGCCUGGCUCAUCACGGCUCUGAUCCUCUCCCGCAUUGGCGAUUCGGUACCGCCAGGGGAUCAGCGCAUACCCCGACUUACGCGGGCGGUGAGUCGCCGGCAGAACACAGGGAUCGCGAUCGGAGUCGUGAAGACAGAGGAUCGACAGGCGGAUAUGGCGGUGGGUGGGGCUUGGCGAGUACGCCGCGCGCACCGCCUACGCACACGCAUCGCGGACAAGCAGCGCACAGAGACGCGAGUGGUUAUCGAGGCCAGAGGGAACAUUAUGGUGGUUGUGGGUUACAAUGA
Anisakis simplex (herring worm) is the source of this 669-nucleotide messenger RNA. The record is from the annotation of a GenBank genome assembly. NCBI's taxonomy places the organism in Eukaryota, Metazoa, Nematoda, Chromadorea, Rhabditida, Anisakidae.